AUGAGGAAGUUAAUCCCAUGGUGGAAACGCAGUGACAAGUAUAAUUAUGGACGCACGUGGAUUCUGCGAGAUGGUCGAUGGCAUCCAGAAGAUGGAAGUGAGCCUGGAAGUGACGAACGGCGAGCUCCCUCUAUGGGAGACCCUGUUGAUCCACGUGGGGAAUGGGUCUACCGAGACGGAAUAACAAGCACUGACGGAUGGGUGAUGAGAGAUGGCAAUUGGUACCGCGAUCCAGAGUACCAGGAGGAAGGAGGGGAUGCCCCAGGAGGCGGAGAACGAGCAGGAGAUGGAUGGGUACUACGAGAUGGAAUAUGGUAUUACGAACCGCAGAACCUGAACGAAGCAACGACCACUGUUCCACAGGGCGGUGGAGGAGGUGAAAGAGCUGGAGAUGGUUGGGUAUUGCGCGAUGGGACAUGGUACUAUGAACCGGACCAUCACCAUCAAGUCCCACAUGCACGUAUUCCCGGACAAACUCAUCAUGAUGGCGGAAAAUGGGAGUACAUCGAUGGAACAUGGCAUUUUGUCACCCAUGGCCAUGGACAAGGUGAACAUGACCAGCCUAGACAUGAGGGCGGUCAUAUGGCCCAUAUGACACACCGGAAUCACGAUGACAAAAUGGUCAAGGUGAGAAAGGUUCACGUCCCAGACCAUGGAGAUCAUAGCCAAAAACUGGUAGAGAAAGUUGUCAACCCGGUAACAGGCGAAGUUGAAGGAGGGGCAAGCAGCAAUGAUAGCCCUGUUGAUUACCGAAAUUGGUCUUACUCGUACUACGAGCAAGGCGGUAAUCCCGAGGGCGAUGGUGAGAUUUUUGAAGCAGAUUUGAUAGAAGCAAGUGGACAAGCUCCAGCAGAACGUCACGGAUCACCCCAAUACAUCGAAAGGGGCAAUAUGGCAGCUGUUAUCUACAGUGAUGAGGGAGAGCCCGAGCCGGGUAUGGCGCACUCAUCCUAUUUCAUUAGAGAUGGUAACGUUGGUGCAAUGGUCUAUACCGAAGGUGAAACCGAAGAAGGCCACGGAAUACCUCAAGCCAGUACAGGUGAUGGGUUCCUGCCAAAUGGCCCUAAUGUGCUAUCUGUGGACGACUUCAAACGUCUUCACCCCUCACCCGGAUUACUGCCCAUGCAACAAGGAGUGGAGCACCUUUCCUGUGAUGGAAUGAACGCUGCCGAGGGUACAGGAGAAUAUUGGCUAUUACGAACCACACCAUGUGGGGAGAACGCUCCAGAAGGUCGUAUUCUUAUGCCAAAUGGUGAAAUUUUGAAAUUUUACGGCUAUCCGAAACUCGUCCAAGCAUAG
Molecule: messenger RNA, 1299 nt
Organism: Cooperia oncophora
Lineage: Eukaryota; Metazoa; Nematoda; Chromadorea; Rhabditida; Trichostrongylidae
Source: the annotation of a GenBank genome assembly